AUGAAGAUUGUGUCAUAUAAUGUGAGAGGACUGGGCAGUAGUGCCAAGAGGAGAAUAAUUAGAGAACUAUUGGUCAAAGAACAAAUUGAUAUGAUGUGUGUUCAAGAGACAAAGUUGGAAUCAGUGGAUGUGGGCGAUUGUACACAAAUGUGGAGGGACUCGGAGUUGGAAUGGAAAGCAUUACCAGUUGUUAAUAAAGGAGGUGGUCUUCUCUGCAUUUGGAAGAGAGACACUUUUCAUCUAUUGGAGUGUGUGCUUGGGCAUGGAUUCAUAGGCUUGGUGGGAACAUGGGGGGACAUGUCAGAAACCUCUGCAAUUGUUAAUAUUUAUUCUUCUUGCAGGUUGGAGGAGAAAAGGGCCAUGUGGAGAGAACUAGUAGAAUGGAAAAAUCGAAGCCCAAUAUCCCUCUGGUGUUUGGGUGGUGAUUUCAACUCAGUACGGGCAGAGGAGGAACGAAGGGGAGUGGCGACAAACAUUGGCUCUCAGCGAAGGGACAUUGCAGAGUUCAAUAGAUUCAUUGAGGAGAUGGAGUUGCUGGACCUUCCCUUGUCAGGCAGAAAGUAUACAUGGUACAGGCCCAACGGGCAAGCCCAAAGUCGAAUUGAUCGUUUCCUGUUAUCCCCUGAGUGGCUAGCAAAUUGGCCUCAUUCUGCGCAGAUUGGAUUUGACAGUUUUGUGCAAAAAACGUGGGAGGAGAACCAAAUUACAGGGUGGGGCGCUUACAGACUUAAAGAAAAAUUGAAGGGACUGAAAGUAAAAUUGAAGAGCUGGAACAGGGAAGUGUUUAGGGAUUUGAGAACCAGGAGGGAGGCAACAAUUUUACAAAUUAAUGAUCUGGAUAGUAAGGAGGAGGAGUUGGGGCUAUCUGAGGAGGAGAUCAAUUUGCGUAAAACAGUGACGGCAUAA
Messenger RNA from Lotus japonicus, 906 nucleotides. RefSeq lists its product as uncharacterized. The record is from RefSeq and is a predicted model, not a curated record. Gene Ontology annotation, molecular function: double-stranded DNA 3'-5' DNA exonuclease activity; DNA-(apurinic or apyrimidinic site) endonuclease activity; phosphoric diester hydrolase activity. Gene Ontology annotation, cellular component: nucleus. The transcript is spliced from 2 exons. The coding region runs from base 1 to 906 and encodes 301 amino acids. Lineage: Eukaryota; Viridiplantae; Streptophyta; Magnoliopsida; Fabales; Fabaceae. Gene Ontology annotation, biological process: base-excision repair.